UCUAACUCAGCUAGAGGAUCCACUCCACGGCUCUUCCGUACACUUGUUGCGCACAACAGCGCAAUCUGCUAUAUCGACACCUCGAACUCUUCCUGUGUUAUCGCUAGCUACGCCGCCUGAAGCGACGAUCCCCGCACAUCGCAAAACUUUGCGCCUUUAAGCGUGCUGUCAGGCACCAAGGACGUUAUGGCAGUUAGCUGGGGCGAAUCAGUGAAAACAGCCCAGAAUGUGAGCUGGGGUGGGGCUCAGUUGACAAGUACAGAAGCAGAUACCGUGACAGCGAGAGCUUGGGCAUCUUACCAAGGUGACAACUACGCUGGCUCGAGCGGGUGGACAAAUGGGAAUUCGGGCUGGGGGAGCUCUGCUGCAGAAAUUGGUUCGGAAGCGGAUGCGAGCGUAAAUGGGUGGCAGGCGCCAUCUGCGCUCAAUACUCGUCCUCCCGCAAGCGGGACGGAUACAUCUCCUUUUGCCACUAUGCUCGACUCGUCAAGCCAUGCGCGCAAGGACUCGCAUUUGGCGACUGUCAGCGGCGAUGCUCACGCACGAUCCCCGUCGCUGCCCACAUCAGAAGAUGACCUCGGUAGUGGGCCGCGAUACUCAUGGAACAGGUAUAUAACCACCGUCGCACGCGCUGUCGCACAAAAAUUGGAGGUUGACGCAGCGAAAGACAAGUGUGACGGCCUAAAUCGCUUCCGUCAAUCGCCCCAGGCCAAGUACUUUAAACAAGAAAGAGCCGAGUCCACGGAACGGCUGUAUUUUGCGCAGCGCAACGCUUACAAGCAUGCGCGCGACGAGUAUCAUGAGGCGCUCGAUCUGCUCACAGAAUUCCCUUCCCGGAUACGUCCUCUCAAUGCAGACGAGGAGGCCGGGGCUGAGCCAUUGCCCAGUAACGAGGAGUUGCAGCAGUACUCCAAAGAUGUGAGGCAUUGGCUUGAUGAGCUUGCACCCUACGUUGAGCGACUGCGGGAAGAUGCGAAGGCGGCCCCCUCAGCGUCAGGCAUACACAACGACGGUGUUGAACGCUCGAUUCAGCCACUUGCUGAUAGGCAGGCUCGCGAUUGUGCAGGCAUACACGACCGCGUUGAAAAGCUCGAAAUUAAGUUCAGCAACCUCCACGACUACUGCCGUGAUCUGAUGGCGGAUUCGCAUAAUUUGCUCCGCCAGGGGCUCCAAGAGCUAGACGGCGCCGAGAACAUGGACGUCGAAGACGGCGAGGCCACUCCUGCCCCGCCAGUCUUCCGAUCUCAGGUAUCGCAAGGGCAGGAUGAUGUAGAUGGCAAGCUUGCGACAUUGAAGCAGUUGCGCGAGCAACUAAGUUCACUCAAAAAGCGGGAUCAUCAUUGGUGGCAAGAGCAAGCACAGCUCCGCAUCGAUAAUGAGAAAUUACAGUUCCAAUGCGCUAUACUCGAGGAAGAGCUCGCACGGUGCAGGACGGAAGUGUCCAAUCAGGCACAUAGCAUACAAGAGCUUCGCAAUUCCCUUGAAGCCCUUAGGGCUCAGCCCUCACCGCCGGUAGCGCCCAACAUGGAAGAGAUCAUUGCACGAGUCAAGGAGAGCAUGGACUCGUCAUGGCGGUCGGAUGUCAAUCAAGCGCUCUCCUGCAUGAGCCAGGGUUUUGAGCAGGAGCUCCGAGCCCAGCAAGAUGCGGUCUACUCAAGGAUCUCUGCGGACAUGCAGCCAUCUUUGCUGGUGUUGAAGACUGUGCAGACAUUUAUGGAAAAUGCGAGGCGGAAAGGACAAUCGAUGGAUGCCGUGUAAGAUCCUUCUUCGUUCGGUUUUCGUCUCAUGCAUCUGUACUAGUACUUUUCUAUAUGUCGCAUUGACUGCUUGCAUGCAUACCCAAGGGAUAAUUUUAUGGUCUCUCUCAC
Molecule: messenger RNA, 1868 nt
Organism: Laetiporus sulphureus 93-53
Lineage: Eukaryota; Fungi; Basidiomycota; Agaricomycetes; Polyporales; Laetiporaceae
Exons: 3
Coding region: 187-1758 (523 amino acids)
Source: RefSeq, a predicted model, not a curated record